AAUUGCCUGAGGUCUCUAAUUGCGGUAUUUCUAUUUGUAUGAAUUAAAUAAAUUUAUAUAAAACAAAUGAAAGGAUGUAAGUUAUUAAGUGAGAAAUAAUUUAGUAUAACGUCACGUUAUCUACGGAUUAAUAUCAAGAAAAAUGAGUAAAAAACCAAUAUCAUUCGGCAAAAUUAGCUUUAACAUCAACAGAACCUCAUCACACGAUACUUGCGAUGGAUCAACCUCAGGUUUUGGCACAUUCGGUCGCACGCCGAUCCAAGAACAGAAGGAUAUCGAAGAGAUCGCUGAAGACCUGGAAAGCCAGCACGUUCAACAAGUGAUGGGAAUCAAAAAUUUCGGUAAGAAAGCCAAAAACUUCGACGUUGAAGAAAUGAUGAAACAAGCGAAAAUUGCAGCCCAAGAAGCGAAUAAAAAGAAGAUUGAAACAAUAGUAUCGAGUAAUUCAGAGGAGAAAACUUACACAGCUACUGCAGCACCCAGUCUACAGCAGGAAGAUUCAAACGAUGAGCAUGAUCUGAUAGGGCCACCAAUACCUUCAAGUCUACCAUUAAAAAAGUCUGUUAAAAAUAAAGAUGAAGGGAAGGAUGAUAAAACUAAAGGUGAUGAAGACAGUUAUGAUGAGCUCAGUGGUUCAGAUGAUGAAGAACUAACCUUGGAAAAUCGAAUACCAAAUACACACGAGGUGGAAAUGCUCCAUGGCACCAAAGCUGUAGUGGCCGUUGCUGUGGACCCUUCAGGUGCUCGACUUGCAACUGGAUCGGUUGACUACGACGUCUCAUUUUGGGAUUUCGCUGGAAUGGAUGCAUCCAUGCGGUCUUUUAGAACGCUUCAGCCUUGUGAGAAUCAUCCAAUUAAGGCUCUGCAAUAUUCAGCAACCGGUGACUCCAUUUUAGUCGUCAGCGGUGCCGCCCAGGCUAAGGUGCUGGACAGAGACGGCUUCGAAGUGCUUGAAUGUGUCAAGGGAGAUCAGUAUAUCAAUGAUAUGGCCAAAACCAAAGGACACACAGCUACACUUAAUAGCGGCUGUUGGCACCCACAAAUCCGAGAGGAGUUCAUGACCUGCUCCCAAGACGGAACCCUCAGACUAUGGCUCACAGAGAACCCCAAACAGCACAAAUCAGUCAUCAAACCACGACAGUUGGGAGGCUUGAAGACUAACCCGACUUCCUGCGCCUUUUCGAGAGAUGGCAACACUGUCGCGUGCGGAUGUUACGAUGGUUCCAUACAAAUGUGGGACCAUAGGAAGAAUUUCGUCAACACCACUUCUUUGCUACGCGACGCACACCAGAAACAAUCAGAAAUAUCCUCCAUUUCCUUCUCCUAUCUUGGUUCGCUUUUGGUCAGUCGGGGGAACGACGAUACAAUGAAAAUAUGGGACUUGCGUAACUUCAAGAAGCCGGUGAAUGUUUUUGGGGACCUGUUCUCGAGGUACGAGCAGACGGACUGCAGUUUCAGUCCGGACGAUACAAUGGUGUUCACCGGCGAGUCCUUACAGAGGAACCAGGAUGUGGGCAGAUUAGUAUUCUUCAACGCGAAGACGUUUGAACAAGUGACGCAAAUCGAUGUUGCCAAAUCGCACGUCAUAAAAGCAGUCUGGCACGCCAAGCUGAACCAGAUAUUCGUUGGCUGUGGAAAUGGCAUUGUCAAAUGUUAUUAUGAUAAUAAGAGAAGCCUGCGUGGGGCGAAACUUUGUAUCGUGAAGACACAUAGGAAAAAACAGUCCAUGGAAGUCGUCAGCUCACAGCAAAUCAUAACUCCACACGCGUUACCGCUGUUCAGGCAAGAGAAAUUGCGAACGAGCAAGAAGAAAAUGGAGAAAGACAGAUUGGAUCCCGUCAAGUCUAGACGACCGGAUCUGCCGAUAACAUCCGGACAAGGGGGACGAGUCGCUGCCUCUGGAAGCACCCUAAGUUCCUUCGUGAUCAGAAAUCUCGGUUUGAGCAAACGAGUCGACGAUGAACAGGAUCCGAGGGAGGCUAUAUUGAAAUACGCGAAGGAGGCUGAAGAGAAUCCGUUCUGGGUGGCCCCUGCGUAUAAGAAAACUCAACCGAUGCCGAUAUUUCAGGACGGGGAUGAGGGACCAUCGGAUCCUAAAAAGCAAAAGUCUUCGGAGGGCUGAAGUUUGUUAAAGACCACACUUAUCACAAACGGUACCUGAAUUUUUUGACAGGCCUUAAAAUAUUUAGAUUUAUUAAAGACUAAAACGAUAUCAUAAUAAAUAUUUUCCCUAUUUCAAUAUUAUAGUUCAUACCACGAGUCGAAUUCCUAGGGAGCAAAAUACUCGUACCUCAUUGGUCGCUUGGGAUCAGCGAGACGAAUCCUUCGUGUAAGGCAAUCCUAAGUAAUGAUUUGACCAAUGAUGACACUAGAGCAAGUUCAUUUGUGAGCUCGUUUCGUGGAAUGGAUUCUAGAUCAUUGUAAUAUACUAAUCUUCUUUGGAUAUUCGUAAUAAAUAUUAGUAACUGCCCCACAAAUUUCUAUGACGUUUUCUCGGGGGCUUACGAACAUGACCGAAAUAACAAUUUUAUGAAAAACUCAUAUUUAUAUAAGUGUAAUUUGCGAUUGAGAUAUAUUUUAAAUAAAAACUAGUCGUCGGCCGCAGUGGAAAUCUCAACGGAGACCAGACCACUACGCAGGAUGUGAUAGUGCACAAGUCUGUGCGCAAACACAGGUGUAAUCUAUAGAGAUUAAGCAAACAGUACUCGUAUUGUUGUGUUCCGGUUUGAAGGGUGAGUGAGCCAGUGUAACUAAAGGCACAACGGACAUAACAUCUUAGUUCCUAGUGUUGGUGGCGCAUUGGCGAUUUAAGGAAUGGCUAAUAAUUUAUACAGCGCCAUUGUCUAUGGGUAGUGGUGACCACUUACCAUCAGGUGGCCCAUAUGCUCGUCCGCUAAUAUCAUAAAAAAAAAUCCGCUGAGACGGCAGAUUUUUUUUCUAUAGAAAAACCCAAUAUUUUGUUAUCGUUAUGAAAUCUAUACUAUGGAAAUAUUAUUUUUUUUUUAUGUGAUUUUCCAAGCAAAGAACAUCCAAUGGUGUUGAUUUCAUCGCACAUAAUCUCCUAAGCUAUUUUAACAGAAUUUAAACACGAAUCAUUUUUUAAACCCGCA
This is a messenger RNA of Vanessa tameamea, 3110 nucleotides long. Its product is annotated as gastrulation defective protein 1 homolog. Gene Ontology annotation, molecular function: protein binding. Lineage: Eukaryota; Metazoa; Arthropoda; Insecta; Lepidoptera; Nymphalidae. The record is from RefSeq and is a predicted model, not a curated record. The transcript is spliced from 4 exons. Gene Ontology annotation, cellular component: nucleus; site of double-strand break. The coding region runs from base 143 to 2122 and encodes 659 amino acids.